AUGAAGAACCUUCACCGAUUUCUUCACUUUUUUCAAUUUCUUCUACCAACAAGAUUACUCGACCAAUUCGUCGACCACGACGACUCGUCGUGGUCUUCGUCGUGGUCAGUUAUGUCUAGCCGAUCACGGAGGAACCAACCCGGAGGUCGACCCGACUUCCCUUGGUACACUUUCCCUCGUAUCGUGAGUCUCGGGGUGCUUUCAAAAUGGAACAGAAGGCUUGAGUGGAUGAAACAACGGAAAGUUCAUGCACCAGCUGUAGUUGAUUAG
Molecule: messenger RNA, 270 nt
Organism: Lactuca virosa
Lineage: Eukaryota; Viridiplantae; Streptophyta; Magnoliopsida; Asterales; Asteraceae
Source: the annotation of a GenBank genome assembly